Molecule: messenger RNA, 881 nt
Organism: Ostrea edulis (European flat oyster)
Lineage: Eukaryota; Metazoa; Mollusca; Bivalvia; Ostreida; Ostreidae
Product: anaphase-promoting complex subunit 10
Biological process (GO): protein K11-linked ubiquitination; anaphase-promoting complex-dependent catabolic process
Cellular component (GO): anaphase-promoting complex
Source: RefSeq, a predicted model, not a curated record
GGAAUAUCGAUCCCGAUUUAAAACAUGGAUGAAAGCAAAAAAUAAAUAUUCAAAGUUAAACGCGGCCAAAUGUAACAAAGUUAUAGCACCAUGGCCACAAAAGUUACUGCAAAUCCAGAAAUAGAUAUUUUGAAAGAAGAAAGGGAAGGAAGGCUUCGUGAGGUUGGAAAUCAGGCUGUAUGGUCGUUGUCCUCUUGUAAACCAGGAUUUGGAGUAGAUCAGCUCCUGGACAAUACAGUGGACACAUACUGGCAGUCAGAUGGACCUCAACCUCACCUGGUCAAUAUCCAAUUCAGACGAAAGACCACCAUCCAUGAUGUGUGCAUCUAAGAUUACAAAGCUGACGAAAGCUACACACCAAAUAGGAUUUCACUAAGAGCUGGCACACACUUUAAUGACCUUAUUGAAGUAGACCAAAUAGAACUCAGUGAACCAGUCGGCUGGGUGUGUGUUCCCAUGAAGGACAUCAAUGAUAAACCAAUCAGGACAUUUAUGGUUCAGAUAGCUGUGCUUUCAAAUCAUCAAAAUGGGCGGGACACACACCUCCGCAGAAUAAAAGUCAGAUCUCCUGUGCAGGACACUUAUGUUGUGAAAACACCCAAGUUCACCAGUCUGGAACUCAUGCAGCUGGCCUAUAUAAAGUGAGAGGUUGCUGAUUGUCAUGUGUGUGUUAAAAGACAUCAACAUGAAUCUCAAACAUUUUAUAAAGAUGGAAGAACUCACAUUCACUUUAAUUCUUUCCAAGUGAAAGAUUUUUUUCUUCGGUUGUUUAUUGAACAAAUGAAACAACCGAGUUUGUAAUGUUUUAUUGUAUAUUACCAUAGACUGUUUCCCAAAAAGUGUUCAUCAUAGAUACUUGUAAUAUAGAAUUCAAAACACUA